UAAAUAAUGGCUGCUUAUUCUUUUGGAACAUCAUAUUAAAGACCACCAGUUAAAAUGGAAUAGGCUCCUGGAGUAGGGGUAUUAAUAAUAUUAAUAAUUAGAAUUACAAUCCUGAUCGUUAUCCUCAUUAAAGACCGCCAAGUUGGAAGUACAAAUAAAUCAGUUAAACUUAGAAUUGGAACUGCCAAUAGAACAUUAUAGUAAAUGGGAUAUUAACCUGGGCCAGGACAAUAUGAAUAACUGCAAAAAGCAAUUGUAAUUUAACAUAUAUAAUUUUAAGAAAAGGAAGAAGCCUGAAUUCUCAAUGGGAGCUAAAUUUUAAAAUCACACAGAAGUUGGGAAAGGAAUUACUCGUAAAAUUAUUAUUAAAGUAUUAGCUGGCCCUGGUGCAUAUAAUCCAGAUUUUAAGCCUCUAUAGAAAUGUGCUUCCAGUUAUAGUAUGCGUAAUAAACCAUAAUUGGGUGGAAUUGAUGAUAAUUUAAGAGAAUUAAAAAAUGGUCCUGGUCCAGCUGCAUAUGAGACUAAUUAUUCAACUAUUCUAAGUAGACCAGCAUCUAGAAUUGGUAAUCAAGUUAGAGGAGGUUUCUAUGAUACAAAACCAUUUAUUCCAGGAGUUGGUAAGUAUAAUGUUCGUCCUGCAACAUCAGGACCAUAUCAUAGAUUUGGAAAUGCAUUAAGAGAUUCAACUUUUACAGAAAGAGUAUAAACUCCAGGUCCAGGAUAAUAUAUGCAUUAAUCACAUUUAAAUCUUAAAGCCACAACUAUUAGUUCUAAACGAAUUCCUACUGCUACUGAUUCUGCUCCAGGUCCUGGACAUUAUGAUCCUUCUACUGAUUUCACUAAGCGUUCUAUCCCUGGAGGUAGAGUUGGAACUGCAAAAUAAAGAUAAGUUUUUGAUGCACGUUAUACUCCUGGACCUGGACAUUAUCAAUCUUAAAGUGCUACCAAAAGAAGACCUCCCAGUUAUAAAAUUGGAUCUGAAUAAAGAAAACUUGUUGAUUAAUAGGAAGUUCCAGGACCUGGUACUUAUGAUAUAAGCAGAGAUGGAACCAGUAAAGGUUAUACACUUAGACCUAAAUACACUGACAGAUUGCCAGAUGGAACACCAGGCCCUUUAGAUUAUUAUCCAAAUGUUUCAUAAACAAAAUCAAGACCUUUAUCUUGUAGAGUAGGUACUGAAACAAGAGAAAAAAACAAAAUGAAUGAUAAUCCUGCUCCCAAUCAUUAUCAACUCAAUCAAACUAAUCCAGGACCUAAAUUCCCGUAUUUAUUUAUAAAUUUUCAUUAGAUUUGGAUCAGAAUCAAGAGUUACUGAUAGAAAUGAUGUUAAACCAGGACCUGGAACAUAUAAUAUUCCUCCUUAUUUUGCCAAUGUUCCUAAUUACCUUAUCCCAAAUAAAAGUCAAUUAGAUUUGUGAUAUAUAUCUAUUAUAUAUUUUAUAU
Molecule: messenger RNA, 1443 nt
Organism: Paramecium sonneborni
Lineage: Eukaryota; Ciliophora; Oligohymenophorea; Peniculida; Parameciidae
Source: the annotation of a GenBank genome assembly